Messenger RNA from Sorex araneus (European shrew), 3561 nucleotides. It is a transcript of the gene CELF5, whose product is annotated as CUGBP Elav-like family member 5. Lineage: Eukaryota; Metazoa; Chordata; Mammalia; Eulipotyphla; Soricidae. The transcript is spliced from 13 exons. Gene Ontology annotation, molecular function: mRNA binding. Gene Ontology annotation, biological process: mRNA splice site recognition; regulation of alternative mRNA splicing, via spliceosome. The coding region runs from base 554 to 1735 and encodes 393 amino acids. The record is from RefSeq and is a predicted model, not a curated record. Gene Ontology annotation, cellular component: nucleus; ribonucleoprotein complex; cytoplasm.
UAUUUCUCUCCCCUCUUCCUCUCUCGCUCCCCGUCCCCUUCUGUCUCCCCUCUCCCUCUUUCUUCUCUCCAUCUCUCCAUCCCUCUCCAUCCCCGUCUCUCCAUCCCUCUCCAUUUUUCCCUCUCCCUCCCUCUCUCCAUCGCUCUCCAUCCCUCUCUCCAUUUUCCCUCCCAUCCCCUCUCCCUCUCUCUCCCUCUCUCUCUCUCUCUCCAAUCUUCCCCGACCUCCCAUCCUCUCCCCGCUUCUCCCUCCCAUUCCCCCCCGGUUCCCCCAUUCCCGCCGCCCUCCCCCACUCUUCCCUGCCUGUUUUAUUAUUUUUUGGGGGGCCCAGCUGCCCGGAGGCCGCCCCCUCCCAGCCCCGUCGGGGAAGUUUUGCUUUGGUCAUUUUCACAAAGCCAGGCCGGUGGGGGGGCAGGUCCGGGCCAGCCAGCCAGCUCAGCGCUCGGAUGCUCUGGACCCCGGGCUGAUCGGUUGUGCCUUUCUCACCUACUGUGCCCGGGACUCUGCCAUCAAAGCUCAGACCGCCCUGCAUGAACAGAAGACCUUGCCCGGGAUGGCGCGGCCAAUCCAGGUGAAGCCUGCGGACAGCGAAAGCCGUGGAGGUAGGGACCGGAAGCUGUUUGUGGGGAUGCUAAACAAGCAGCAGUCGGAGGAGGACGUGCUGCGGCUGUUCCAGCCCUUCGGGGUCAUCGACGAGUGCACGGUGCUCCGGGGGCCCGACGGCAGCAGCAAAGGCUGUGCUUUCGUGAAAUUCUCAUCCCACACGGAGGCCCAAGCGGCCAUCCACGCCCUGCACGGCAGCCAAACCAUGCCGGGCGCCUCGUCCAGUCUGGUGGUCAAGUUUGCGGACACGGACAAGGAGCGGACGCUGAGACGCAUGCAGCAGAUGGUGGGACAGCUGGGCAUCCUGACCCCGUCUCUCACCCUGCCCUUCAGCCCCUACAGUGCCUACGCCCAGGCUCUCAUGCAGCAGCAGACAACUGUCCUGUCCACCUCGGGCAGCUACCUGAGCCCUGGCGUGGCCUUCUCACCUUGCCACAUCCAGCAGAUUGGUGCCGUCAGCCUUAACGGGCUGCCUGCCACGCCUAUCGCCCCCACCUCUGGAUUGCACUCACCGCCGCUGCUUGGCACUGCUGCUGUGCCCGGCCUCGUGGCCCCCAUUCCCAAUGGUUUCGCGGGGGUGAUGCCGUUUCCUGGCGGUCACCCCGCCCUUGAGACCGUCUAUGCCAAUGGCCUCGUGCCCUACCCAGCUCAGAGCCCUACGGUGGCUGAGACCCUCCACCCUGCCUUCUCCGGAGUUCAGCAGUACACAGCCAUGUACCCCACUGCGGCCAUCACGCCCAUCGCGCACAGCGUCCCCCAGCCGCCGCCCCUCCUGCAGCAGCAGCAGCGAGAAGGUCCCGAGGGCUGUAACCUGUUUAUCUACCACCUCCCUCAGGAGUUUGGAGACACGGAGCUGACGCAGAUGUUCCUGCCCUUCGGCAACAUCAUCUCCUCCAAGGUGUUCAUGGACCGAGCCACCAACCAGAGCAAGUGUUUUGGAGCCGGCCGGAGCUCAGAGGACGACCACCCUGCCCACCUCCGCGGCCCCACCCCGGUCUCUGCAGGCUUCGUGAGUUUUGACAACCCGGCCAGCGCGCAGACGGCCAUCCAGGCCAUGAACGGCUUCCAGAUCGGCAUGAAGAGGCUCAAGGUGCAGCUGAAGCGUCCCAAAGACGCGGGACACCCCUACUGACCCCCCACAGCCGCCCUGAGGCUGCGGGCUGGGCCCAGGUGAGGGGCGUCCCCACCCGGAGGGUUUCUGCUUCCCGCCGACCCUGGACAUUUCUGUAAAUGAAGCCGAGUUUGGACACCAGCCCCCCGCCCCCACUCCCCCCCCCACCCGCCGUCUCCCUGACCUGCUCCCCCGCACCUUCCCCUGCUUCCCCAAAUGUGAAACACCCCCCAAAGCCACCACCAGGAACUGGGAGACGGGGUUCCUGGGCUCGUCUGUGGGGUGGGGGUGGGGGGCCCUGGGCGUGGGGGGGUCCAGCGCCCCCUCCAGGGAACCUUCCCGCCCCGCGCCUCCCCCCCACACACAGCCUGCCCCAGCGGGCGGGCUCCCCACAAGGAAUGGCGACUUUUCCUAUAUAUAUACAUAUAUAGAGAGACAGAGAACUAUAUACAGUAUAUAUAUAUUUUUGAGUAUAAAUCAUGGGACCAAACUUUACCGACUUCCUUCGAUCCAAGAGAGGUGGCCCUGGGCUGGUCACUCGGCAGGGAUCUUGAAGGGCCGAGGCUGGCCGGGCCUGGGGCCCCCGCCCGCGUCCCCACCCCACACCCCCAUCUGCCCACGAGGCCGGGGCCCUGGAGAGCCCCGACACCCAUCGCCAAGUCCAAAACCUCCAGACACCCGGCCCUCGACCCCCGCAGCCGCCCCUGCCCCCCGCCCCGCGCCUCCGGGCCCAGCCAGCUCCUGUCCCUGUCCCUGCUGCAGUCUCCGAACCCCCCUCCGCCCCGCCCGCCCCCUUGUCCAUCCCUCGCGUCAGAGCCUUAUUCAUGUGACCAAUAGUCCUUAUCUUUCCGUCGGGGGGGGCACGGACAGGGUCGGGGGAGCCCCCACCCCAGGACCCCUCCCAAGUGCAGGCAGCCUCCCCCUGCCUGGCAUCACCAGCCUGGAAUCACGGUCCGUGAGCACGACCUUCACUCCGGGACAACCUCAGCGCACGGCCGCCGCUCCUCGAGCAGAUACCUCGGCAACCCCGCCCCGCCCCGCCCUCGCCCCGCCCCCAGCCCGCCCCUAGCUCCGCCCCAGCCUCGCUCCGCCCCGCCGCCCUAGCCCCGCCCCGCUCCGCCCACUUCGACCCGCUCCGCCCGCCUUCCUCCUCCUGCCCUCACGCCCUCCUGCCUGCCUCCUUCCUGCCUUCCUUCCUUCCUCCUUCCUUCCUUCCUUCCUCCCUUCCUUCCUUCCUUCUUUCCUUCCUUUAUUCCUGCCUUCCUUCCUUUCUUUCCUCCUUCCUUUCCUUCCUCCCUCCCUUCUCUCCCUCCUGCCCUCUCUCCCUCCUUCCAUCCCUCCCUUUCUCCUUCCUUCUUCCCCUCGUUUCUUCCUUCAUUCCCUCUUUUCUUUCCUUUCUCCCUUCCUUUCUUCCUUUCCACUUUCCCUCUCUCUCCCUUUCCCUUUUCCUCCUUCCUUCCUUCUCCCUCCUUCCUUCCUUCCUCCUUCCUUCCUUCCUUCCUUCCUUCCUUCCUUCCUUCCUUCCUUUCUUUUUCUAUCUUGGUCUUUCUGAACAGGUACAAAAGAAGAGAAAAGAAGGGGGGAAACAGGGUGGGGUGGGUGGGGGGGACGUCCAAUGCCAAUGGAUGUUUUUGUUGUUGUCGUUGUUUCCGAGUUGGGGUGGGAGGGAGAAUAUUGGGGUGCUCCUGUACAGUGGCCCGAGCCGUGAACACGCACUUCCGAAGCACAGAAUACAGUUCCCUGGGGUGCCCAGAGGCCGGGGCUCCUACUCAGGGAGGCCCCUGGGAAUUUCAUACGCUUGAUAGCAAGCGGAGGGGAAGAAAAAGAAAGAGAGAGAGAGAGAGAGA